Lonchura striata (white-rumped munia) is the source of this 4084-nucleotide messenger RNA. RefSeq names its product solute carrier family 25 member 44 (gene SLC25A44). Gene Ontology annotation, cellular component: mitochondrion. The record is from RefSeq and is a predicted model, not a curated record. Gene Ontology annotation, molecular function: branched-chain amino acid transmembrane transporter activity. NCBI's taxonomy places the organism in Eukaryota, Metazoa, Chordata, Aves, Passeriformes, Estrildidae. Gene Ontology annotation, biological process: branched-chain amino acid catabolic process; branched-chain amino acid transport.
GCCCGGUGCCAAGAUGGCGGCGGCGCCCGGGCGCUGACGCCGCCGGUCACUUCCGGCGGGGAGCGGCCAUGGCGCGGCGGGGCCGGCCCGGCCGGCGGCUCUCGGGGCUCCCUCCCGCCGCCGUGAGAUCCUGGAAUUGAAAAGUGACGUCCUGACACCUGGGAGCAUCACGGGCUUGGAAUGACUGGGGAGAAGCUGCUUUGGUUGGCCAUCCCUGAUCUUGCGUGUCCUUUAAAAGGUGCCAGCACUUGCAGUCUGCUUGGUCAAGGCUGGAAGGCUGGGCCUGGAUCUGCUCUGUACCUUUGAGGGAGAUCUGGACCCCUCCUGCCUGAGCCCAGGGAGCCAUGGAGGACAAACGGAACAUCCCCAUCAUCGAGUGGGAGCACUUGGACAAAAGGAAAUUCUACGUGUUUGGGAUUUGCAUGACUAUGAUGAUCCGGGUGAGCGUUUACCCCUUCACGCUCAUCCGCACGCGGCUGCAGGUUCAGAAGGGCAAGAGCCUCUACAACGGGACUUUUGAUGCCUUUGUGAAAAUCCUGCGGACAGAAGGGGCGGCCGGGCUCUACCGUGGCUUCUUGGUCAACACCUUCACCCUGAUCUCAGGGCAGUGCUACGUGACCACAUACGAGCUCACUCGGAAGUACGUGUCGCGGUACAACAACAACAACGCUGUCAAGUCCCUGGUGGCCGGUGGCUCGGCCUCCCUGGUGGCCCAGAGCAUCACGGUGCCCAUCGAUGUCAUCUCCCAGCACCUCAUGAUGCAGAGGAAGGGGGAAAGCAUGGGCAGGUUCAAGGUGCAGAACCAGGAUGGCAAGCGUCUGCUGGUCUUUGGCCAAACCAAGGACAUCAUUGUACAGAUUUUCAAGGCUGACGGUUUUAGAGGCUUCUACAGGGGUUAUGUGGCCUCGCUGCUCACUUAUAUUCCCAACAGUGCGGUCUGGUGGCCCUUCUACCACUUCUAUGCUGAACAGCUUUCGAGUUUGACUCCUAAAGACUGUCCCCACCUCCUUCUGCAAGCGAUAUCAGGGCCACUUGCGGCUGCCACAGCUUCCACCCUCACCAACCCCAUGGAUGUGGUGAGGGCUCGGGUCCAGGUGGAAGGCAAGAGCUCCAUCAUUCUCACCUUCAAGCAGCUCAUUGCAGAGGAAGGUCCCUGGGGGCUGACCAAAGGCCUCUCUGCCCGCAUCAUUUCGGCCACUCCUUCCACCAUCGUCAUCGUGGUGGGGUACGAAACGCUGAAGAAGCUGAGCCUGCGCCCAGAGCUGGUGGACUCGAGGCACUGGUAGAGGCAGCUGGUGGAGGAGAACCUUCCUGUGAAUCUGAGUUUGCAGGGGAGAGCCUGGGGUGCGACGCAGCUGCCGUGCCUUCGUCUCUGGCUGGUUUCACAGCACAAGGCGGAUGCAAAAGCAACUGCACUUCACCUCUUUAGAUUUGAGUGUCAUGCAACGGUCUGCUGCUGGUUUUGCUUAAACUGUGACCUUUGGCAGUGCACUUUGCCUGGAACAGUCCAUUCCAGGCGUGUGAAUGCAUCCUGGCAAGUUAUUAAUUCCUUUUUAUUUAAAUUAAAGAUUUACUGGCUUAAGCAAAAAGCCAAUUUAUUCUCUUUAAAUUAUUUUCAUCUUUGCCAAACUUCCAAGGAGACUCACAGCCUGCAGCAGGACCCUCUGCUGGGAUGUCUCUAGUGGCAGUUGUGCUGUGGGAAGCUGGAAGCAGAAAAUAGACAAAUGACGUUCUCCAAUUACCUGCUUUUAUUUCUAGAAGAUGUGAGACAAGAGUAACCUGGAACCACUUCAGACCUGAUUUCCUGCGUUUUGAGUAGAUCUACAUACUUGUUUUGUAUAUUCUUGGAAAAUGUUCCCCAUCUCUCAUCCUCCAAACAGCAAGUGGCUGAUAGCAAGUCGGGAGUUGAGCUGACUGUUUGGAAUUAGCUGAUGGCGGUUUUGACACCUAACUUGUGUUUUUAAUCUGUUGUAAUUUAAUUUUUUUUUAUUUUAGGGAAGCUUAUUCUGAUUUCUGGAGAACUGAAUGGUUGUCCUGUGGCCUUGUUCAGUGUGUCAAUCCUGCAUGUUCAGAGUGGCUGCGGCCACUUCCCACCUUAGGUAGUUUAAGCCCAGAAAUGCAGUUUAGAAGUGUUUGAUCAUGGUGCUGCCAGCAGCUGGAUGAGGACUGAAAGGGCUUUGAGCUAUAAUUACAUGGGAUGUGGGGAAGGAAAAGCUUUGUGCUGGCUUUUGAUCCGGUUCAAACCUGACAGGCAUGUUUAUAUUGAAUAAGAAGUGAUGGUUCACUUCAUGAGUUUAAAUUCUGCUCAUCCAGUUUGGGAAGGGCAAGGAUAAUGUUUUGCACAAUUGCUGGAUCAGAAGCCUGAGCUAUGCUCUGUGUAUUUUACCAGGUGAAAACUUCAGGGGGAUGAAACCAGAGGCUGCUUUUUGGGGAGGGGAGGGGAGGGAGGGGAUUGUUUGACUGCACUCUGCUGCUCUUGGUGGUUGAGAUUUCCCUUUCAUGCUGCCUUGCCCACACGUGGUGCUCAUCUGGGUCUGCCACGUCCAGGGAGGUUUGGGGUGCACCUCCACACAACAGAGUGCACCACCCCCAUUCCCCUUCUGCCAUAACCAGGAAUUUUGGUUGAGGUGUUGAUCCUGCUGACCUGUGGCUGUUGCUGGGCUCCACUUGGCUGUCUCUUCCCAGGGGGACUCACCAAGUGUGGCUCUGCCCUUCAUCCCUGCCCAGCAGGCACUGGACAUGCCACCGUGCCUGCUGGAGAUGGAGAGUGCUGAAGCUGCUGCUGAGGAGGGAGAGGCUUCUCUGCUAAGGGCAGAGCUUGAUUCUAAGGGGCAGUGCUGUGAUGGGGCUGUGGGUGAGUCGUCAGAGCCCUCUUCAUCCCGUUUUUGUUUCUUGCAGUGCUCAGAAAGGCACUGGAUGCUGGAGCCACUGGUGGAGUUGUUGGAGCAGCACCUUCUGCACCUGCUCUGGCCACGUGUUUGUUGAUUAAAAGUUGACACCAGUCAGCUCUUGCUCUAAUAAUAGAUUCUGCUCUGAAAAGCAGAACAACAGAACCCCAAAUCACAAGGCAGCAGGAUGUUAACACUGAUAUCAACAGGAACAAUAAGGAUCAACCUCUGCCAGGUGCAGCAGGGCCAGUCCCAGUGUGCAGAACAGAGGGGCAGCAGCACCAGCGUGGGGAGACACUGUCAAACUUCAUGUUCCUCUCGUAACCAGCAACGUUUCUUGACAACUAAUAAACGUGAGAGACCUUCAGUUUGGUGCCUGCAUUUAAAAGCACAUGACCCUCCACCCCAGGGGAGGCUGCUGCUUUUUGUCGUGUCACAGAAAGGGUUUCACCCUUAGCCUUUAGACGAGGGCUAGGAGAGGGGCGGCUGCUCGGAGCGAGUUAAGGAGAACCGGAGCACGGGGAAUGCCUGGAAGCAGCUGUGACCCAGAGCCACCCCCAGGGCGCGGCCCGGCUCCUGGUUGCCUCUUACAUGGGAAAAGUCGCUUUUUCAAUCUCUAACCGAGCUGAACUUUGCUGCUUCUUUUCUUCCUGAAUUCUUCAGGCUCGAUCGUUUUGUUUCACUAAAAGCCGCUGGGGGGCAGGGCGGGCAUUUCUAGGAGCACUGGGGAGGGAAGGACGCUUUGUCACUGUGAAAAACGUUAAUUAUUUGAUUUUUUUAAAAUUUUAAAAGUUUAAUAAUAAUAAAAUUAUUAUAAAAAUAGUAAUAUAAUUAGAGUAAUAAAAUUUAGAGUUAGGAUAGUUAUAAGAUAAUAAAAAGUGAAGAAUUAUGGACGUCUGGAUGCUCUCGGACUAAGUCACAAAAAGCAUAUUUUGUGAACAAAGGAAUAACCUUAAAAGCAAUAGCUUGUUGUAUAUUCGUAUAUCCUUCAUGGUUAUGCAUACAUUCUGUUUAAAACAAGAACUGUUUCUUGUAUGUCAACUGUUUCCUUUAAUCCCCUGGCGUCUUUGAGUCUGAGCAAGGCCUGAAGAAAUUAGCUUCUUCUGAUAAGAAAACUGUAAAUUCCUGUUUUCUGGAAGAUUUAGGUAUUCCUCGAAGCAAUUAUCUCAUUUCUUAAAAAAAACUUCAUAGCAGAG